CAGCAGGGAAAGGCUGGAAUUUGAACAAAAGAGAGGUAAUUGAGCUCUUGAGUCUGAUGUCUCAAUAAGCCAGGAUUGAUUCUGGAAGCCCCAGGCCCCUGCUGGCAAGAGGCUGGCAUUUCUGGGACAGGACCAGGCAAAAACAGGAAGGUAAGAUUUCUUGGCUCUUUUUCCUGUUUGACAGCAGCAACCUGGCACCAAAGAACUUUAUCUUCUUUCAUCUUCCCACCUUAGCCACCCCAUCCUUCCUCCCUGUCUCAUCUCCCUGGGGAAAGCAGCCCCCACCUCAGCAUCCCAGAGGUACCCCAAUAGCACCCAGCUUCUCACUCUGGAUGUGACUGUCCCAGCCAAGACUCAUCCUCAGCCAGAAGAGCUUGCUUUAGGGAUCCAUACCCAUCAGUUUUUCCUGAUAAGACAGGCAGGCUAGGGCAGGAAGUAAGGGAGGGGAAGAUGAAGGCAAGUUGGUGCUGGCCUUCCCUCUGCUCCCACCCCACCCACAAUUCCCCUAUCAGAAUUUGUGUGUGCCAAUAUGAUUGUGUGAUUGAAUGAUUGUGAAGACACAACUACGUGGGAGUGGGACUUUGAGUACAACUGGGGCUAUGUGAUUCUGUCUUUGGUUGUCUGACUGUGUAAGGCUGAGUGAGUGGUUGAGGUGUGACUGAAUGUGACUGUGGGUAUGUGAGUGUGAAUGUCCAUCAUUGGAUGCCACUGUGGAUACUUAGGUGCCCUUACUCAGUCACUGUACCAUCAGUCGUCACAUCAUGCCCUGCCCCUCUCUCCAGCUUCUCUGUCCAGGGCUUAGAAGCCAUGGGAAAUGGCAGCCCUAGAAGAGGAAGGGGUCUGUGGCAAUUAGGGCCCAGGAAUGUCACAGGAUGAGCAAUACAUCUUCACCUGCCUCUGACUCACCUGGUGCCCCAGGUAAAAGGCACCCAGAUAAAAGGUAGGGGAGGAGGAGGAGAGAGAAGUAUCCAGGCUGAGCAGCAUGAAGGGGCCCUCAUCCACAAGCAGCCUCCUGCUGCUCCUGUUGCUGCUGAGCCCAGACCCUGGAGCAGCCCUGCCACUGCCAACCAGCAUUACCUGCUGUACUCAGCUCUACCGCCAGCCACUCUCGAACAAGCUACUGAGAAGGGUCAUCCGGGUGGAAGUGCAGGAAGCUGAUGGGGACUGUCACCUCCAGGCCUUCGUGCUUCACCUGUCUCAACGCAGUGUCUGCAUCCACCCUCAGAACCGCAGCCUGGCUCGGUGGUUUGAGCGCCAAGGGAGGAGACUCCAGGGCACUCUGCCUAACCUGAAUUUGGGGCUGACAGGGAAAAUGGACCAGGGCCCCCAGUAGCCGAAACAAUAAAGCAGCAUUGGACAAU
Odobenus rosmarus divergens (Pacific walrus) is the source of this 1361-nucleotide messenger RNA. It is a transcript of the gene CCL27, whose product is annotated as chemokine (C-C motif) ligand 27. Gene Ontology annotation, biological process: immune response; positive regulation of T cell chemotaxis. The record is from RefSeq and is a predicted model, not a curated record. Gene Ontology annotation, cellular component: extracellular region. The coding region runs from base 983 to 1333 and encodes 116 amino acids. Lineage: Eukaryota; Metazoa; Chordata; Mammalia; Carnivora; Odobenidae. The transcript has 3 exons. Gene Ontology annotation, molecular function: chemokine activity.